Pseudovirgaria hyperparasitica is the source of this 2286-nucleotide messenger RNA. Its product is annotated as amidase signature enzyme. The transcript has 2 exons. NCBI's taxonomy places the organism in Eukaryota, Fungi, Ascomycota, Dothideomycetes, Acrospermales, Acrospermaceae. The coding region runs from base 18 to 2003 and encodes 661 amino acids. The record is from RefSeq and is a predicted model, not a curated record.
CAGUCCUCUGAUGGGCUAUGCUUCCGUAUACUGCCUUCACCUUCGACAAUAUGGUCGCGCUCUCGAAUUUAUCUCUGUGGCUAGGCCUCGGAGCGGCCGUGGAAGCGGCAGGGAAAGGAGAUACCCAUAUGCCUAUAGUUGCGCAGAGUAGGGGUCAGACGGUAAUGGUGGGGAACGAUGCAUAUUACAUUCCUGCUGCGCCGGAGUUAGUGUUUCCAGCUCCUGACGCACUCGGGGUUGACUUUGAGGACGCAUAUGUUCCUGUUACAUUGAUUCAUGAGGAGCAUGUACAGAAUUACCAAAAGACGAUUGAGCGGUUUGGGAAUGAAGAUGAUGUGUGGACGACAGCGUUUGCGGACUUGACGAUUGUUCACUCGCCAGAUUUGUGUCACCAGAACGGGUCUGCGGGGAUCGAUUCCUUUCUCGUUCCGCUGAAUGUACAGCAACUGAGUGAUCUUUCGGAAGGGCCAUAUUUCCUCAUGGCAGGAGCAAGGAACUGGAAGAUAUACAAAGCGUUCCGGCUGUACAACGACCACAAUUUCUCAUUCUAUUACGGCGUCAUAGAUGAAGGAAGCGGGAAAUUUAGCACCCUGCCCGCAACACACCCAUUCACAGACGGUUCCGCCACCAUCGCGGUACCAUCUCGACUAUACUAUGCAGCUCCAUCAUCCGAGAAGCCCCUUAACGGCGUCCGCAUCGGCCUGAAAGACAUCUACGACCUCGCCGGUCUCAAGACGAGCAUGGGCAACAAAGCCUGGUUCCACCUGUAUCCACCUGUCAACACCAUCGCAUACUCAGUCCAACGCCUCAUCGACCUGGGCGGUAUCAUCGUCGGCAAAACACGCACCAGUCAGUUCGCAAACGGCGAAGCCCCAACGAUCGACUGGGUCGACUACCACGACGCCUUCAACCCUCGUGGUGAUGGCUACCUGGACCCCAGCUCUUCAUCCGCAGGCGCUGGAUCCGCAGAGGCAUCGUACCCCUGGAUUGACAUGAACAUCGGCUCCGACACCGGCGGCUCUGUGCGAGCGCCCGCGGGUGUCAGCGGUGUAUACGGGAACCGUCCAAGCCAGGACGCACUGGAUACAUCAGGCGUCGUGAUACUCUCGCCUGAAAUGGACACACUGGCAUUCGUCGCGCGUUCUGCCUCUCAGUUCGCUGCUUGGGGCAAGGCAUGGUAUGCCGCAAACCCGCUCUUCAAAUCCUACCCUGCCCUCCCAUCAACACUGCUAUACCCACUCGACACACCUGAUAUAAACACAACGGCCUAUCCCAGCCCAGGUUUCUUUCCCUCAACUAACAUCUCUGCCCCCCUAUACGAAGCCUUCGUCGUCGCGCUCGAGCGCCUCCUAAACACCACCCGCACUCCAAUCGACAUCUACACCUCCUAUAAACAGACCUCCGGCACAAACCUCUACCCGCCCGACCACGUCGGUGAGGUAUGGAGCAAACUGACCACAUACGCCCAAUCACGCCUCGUCUUCCCGGCCUUCUUCCGUGACUACGCCGCCGCACACGACGGCGACAGACCCCAUCUUGACCCACCAGUCGCACGCAACUAUGCGUUCGGACUGAACCAGACCGACGCCGACGCUGCGCGGAUCCGCGCGUCAAAGGCUGUGUUCCAGGACUGGGUGCGCACGCGUCUGCUCAAGUCUGACUUCUCGUCUGCUUCGUGCUCGGAUGCUGUCUUGGUGAGUCCACUCGUGCAGGGCGUGCCGUCGAGUCGCGAGACGUAUGGCGUGGAACGGCCAAGUGGCGAGGAUGUUUACUUGGGAUGGAACAAAUACGGUAUUGCGCAGUUGGCCGGGGUGCCGGAGGUAGUGAUACCACUUGGGAGUGUGGAUUUUGAGAGUCCGGUGACGGGAACGGUCAAGAAAGCGCCGGUCGCGGUGAGUUUGUUAGCAGGAUACGGGUGUGACUUCAUGCUGUUUGAUUUGGUGGAAAGGUUGGCGCAGGAAGGGGCCGUGGUGGCGGAAGUGAGGACUGGAGAAGACUUGUAAGCGAUACGACGCUGAUUACUUGGGUAAUUGAAAGUGACAAUGGUCAGAUGUCGUUUCUGAUCUAUAUAGAUACGCUAUGUGGGUAAGAAGACGGCCGAGUGUGACGGGUUGUGAACCUCAUAUAUAUAUGAUAUCUGAAAAUAAGUGAUUUCUCGGGAUUGAAAGCAGGAGGCAUCACGGGGGGUAAUGAGCCGGAGCAAGAAAUGUGAUAGAGAUACCUGUCAAGUGACACUGGAGGCCCAACAGGAGCAAGUCCUCGUUUAAGGCGGGCAAAUUGAUAAUC